This is a messenger RNA of Olea europaea var. sylvestris, 1478 nucleotides long. RefSeq names its product cAMP-regulated phosphoprotein 21-like. Gene Ontology annotation, molecular function: nucleic acid binding. Lineage: Eukaryota; Viridiplantae; Streptophyta; Magnoliopsida; Lamiales; Oleaceae. The record is from RefSeq and is a predicted model, not a curated record. The transcript has 4 exons. Bases 147 to 1259 code for a protein of 370 amino acids.
CCAAAAAAUACACGCACAAAAAUAAUACAAAUCCAAUCCAUUGUUCCCGUUUCAUUCUCUUCGGUUCGCGUGGCAGAAAAGAGGAAGGGUUUCUCCCUUUCUCUCUUCUUCCCUAUUCCAUAUAUAAAAAUAAUUUCUCUUGAAACAUGGAUUUGACUUCUCAAGAUUCAUUUCAAGUACCUAAGGAAGCUGUUGAAGUUAAUGACAAAAGUGUUUUUAUGGAGCAAAAGGAUGGGUUUCCUGCUUACGUUUCAAUGGUUGAUCCGUUCCUUGUUGAGGCUCUUCAAAACCCUCGUCACCGAUUAACUAUUCUGCGAAUGGAGCUCGAUGUACAAAAGUUCUUGCAGAACUCUGGUCUACAUCAUUUUGAGUUUCCGCACUUCCCUACGUCAUACCUUCGUCUUGCAGCACACCGUGUUGCUCAACACUAUGGUCUGCAGACCAUGGUUCAGGACAACUCUGUAGAUGGUCAGGGAAAUCGGAUUUUGGUUUUAAAGAAGCCAGAAAGUAAGUUCCCUGCUGUCCGCUUGUCAGAUGUGCCAGCUAGACGUUCUGAAACUGACGAACUUGAUCAAAUCAAGAUUGUCUUAAAGCCGAGGCCUUCUAAAGCUUCAUCCAAUGAUAUCAAUGGAAUAGGGCUUAAAAGAAGUCCUGUAAGAACAGUGGACGAAAGGAAGGAGGAAUAUGACAGAGCUCGAGCUCGUAUUUUCAGCAGUCCAAGUAGUUCUGGGUCAGAAGAUGCAUCAGGAUGGGUUGCCUCUGAUAGGAAGGGUGAGAAUAUUGGCGAGAAUGAAGUUUCAAUGAACUUGAUAGUUGAUGGUGAGAAAAGUCUGGGAAGCAGGGAAAUUGGUGCUUCUUCUAGAGUAGCCAUUUUUAGGGACAAGGAGAAAGACCGUACCGACCCUGAUUAUGAUAGAAGUUAUGAGAGAUAUGUUAAGAACUUACCGACUAUUCAAAGUUUCAAUGUAGCACCUAUUCAUGUGCCAAAAUUCCCGCCUCCAUUUGUGCAAUAUGAUUCUGCCAUUCCUCAGCUGCAUCAGAUGCCCGUGGCUCAAGCUUCCAUCAAUUACAGGAGCCCCAUUAUGAGCCCUUACCAUGCAAUGGGAUUGAAUCAGACUUCUAGGGAUGCUUUAUACAUGCAGUGGCCAACCCAGUCAAUGAUGUAUGCACACUCAUAUGAUCACAUGAGGCAGACCUUUUUUCAGGCUCCCUUCUCUCAGCAGCCACUAAGUUUUGAAUGCUCCCAGAAUCAUCCAUGACAAUAAAAUUAUAAGCUGGGAGGAUGUCUGUGUUACUGAAUGAGCUACUGUUUUUUUGUCUAAUCUAGAUUUUAUUGAUUUAGAUGAAAUGUCAGACUGGUAAACUUGGUAUUUUAAUUUAGCUUCAAUUUCCAUUUACUUCUGGACUGACUAUAUUGUUUGUAGAGAGAUUUUUAACGUUUACAAACUGUUCUAUUUGUGAUUCUAUAAUUAUUGCGA